AUGGGAUGGCCAUGGAAAUUUUUGUCGUUGGAUGAAGACCAGGUGAGGCUGAGAAGGCAAAUAUUGAACAGAUAUGCCGGAGUUGCCCAGCUGUCGGCCUUUCUUCCAGUCCUGUUGUUCCUCGUCUGGAGACUGGCAAGUUGGGCCUUCAGGGCAGUCGAGGCCAAGAAGGGCGCAUACAAUGCCAUCCCGGAGUCACCACUGCGGAAAUGGUGGCUUGGAGAUGAUGUUGUCUUCCUGGGCCGGACUUGGGGCCAGAGAGACGAGUGGGUCUUUGGACUCGGCUGGGGUUUCUGGAUGUUGAUCCUAACUGUGACGGAGACUGCCGAUGACUACCUUCAUCUCACAAAGCGAGCUGGUGCCAUCGCAAUAUCUCAAUUGCCUCUUCAGUACCUCUUGGCACUCAAGAGCCUCAACCCGGUUGCCUACAUAUUCAACUCGUCACAUGAGCAAGUCAACCGCUAUCACCGCGUGCUUGGCCGCAUUGUCUAUACCUGGCUUUUCGCCCACGCGUGCCUUUACCUCAACUUCUUUGUCGCCUCGGGAAUACUGGCUGAGAAGCUCAAGACGUCCCGCGCAGUUAUCACUGGCAUGGUAGGGAUUUGGAGCAUGACCUUUCUGAACACAACAACCCUGAGAGUGGUCCGGAACUACUCUUACAGGGUAUUCUUCAUAGUCCAUCUCAUGGUGGCGAUGCUGAUACCGCCCUUGAUCUGGUUCCAUGCCCACUCGUCGAGAGUGUUCCUUGUCGAGGCACUCGUGGUCUUCCUCGCCGACAUUAUCACCCGCAAAUUUGACACCGUCACCGCUGUCGCGAAGCUGGAGACGGUGCCGGGGACGACCCUCGUCAAAAUCACAGCGCCGAUUCCCAAGAAGAAGAUUCACCGUUUCCAGACUCAUCCCGGCUCUCACGUCUACCUCCAGAUCCCCGCCGAAGCGCGGCCUUCGGACAGCCCGGCUUCGGCAGACUAUCUUGUCCACGAGUUCCUGUACAACCCUUUCACGGUAGCCGAUGUCGACGCGAAAGCUGGGACCCUGACACUGGUGGCGCGGCACCUCAGUGGACCAAUGACCACCACUCUGAACCAGAUCGCGAGCAACAACAGCCGCCACGAUGCCACCAAGAUCCCACUCUCGAUCGAGGGGCCAUACGGCGUGGCCGGCCACUUCUCCACGCUGGCCGAGGGCGAGUUCGACCGCAUACUGCUUGUGUCAGGGGGCGUUGGCGCCACCUACACAGUCCCUCUCUACCGCGCCUUGGUCAAAGACAACCCGGCCGCCCAGGUCCAGCUUGUCUGGGCCGUGCGCGUCGUCGGCGAUGCCUCGUGGGUAACAUCCGGAAAAGACGACAAGGGAUUCACAGAGGACGAGGGCGUGCAGAUAUUCGUCACGGCCAGCGAGGACAAGCUGGGCAGCCCGGAGGGAGCAGAAGGCGAGGACGUGGAGCUGACCUCGUUGCACCACGGCGGCGAGAUGAGGCACCAGCUCAUGCGGCCCAAUCUCAAGAAGAUCGUGGAUGAUUUAUUCCAGCAUGGUCAGGAUGAGAGGGUGGCGGUCUUUUUCUGUGGGCCGGCGGUGAUGGGCCGCGACUUGAGGAAUCAUGUUGGGGCUUGGGUGCGGAAGGGGAGGGUGGUAUUUUGGCACAGCGAGAGCUUCGGGUGGUAG
Molecule: messenger RNA, 1665 nt
Organism: Diaporthe citri
Lineage: Eukaryota; Fungi; Ascomycota; Sordariomycetes; Diaporthales; Diaporthaceae
Exons: 3
Coding region: 1-1665 (554 amino acids)
Biological process (GO): intracellular iron ion homeostasis; copper ion import; iron ion transport
Cellular component (GO): plasma membrane
Molecular function (GO): ferric-chelate reductase activity
Source: RefSeq, a predicted model, not a curated record